Messenger RNA from Lytechinus pictus (painted urchin), 3945 nucleotides. RefSeq lists its product as uncharacterized. The coding region runs from base 115 to 993 and encodes 292 amino acids. The record is from RefSeq and is a predicted model, not a curated record. Lineage: Eukaryota; Metazoa; Echinodermata; Echinoidea; Temnopleuroida; Toxopneustidae. Gene Ontology annotation, cellular component: nucleus. The transcript is spliced from 11 exons.
UUUGUUUCAAGAUACCAUAAUUGUUACCGUCUAGGUUUUGAUGCAUCGAUUCGAUUUUGCCUUUCUUUGUUUCCAUACAAUUUUCAUGCUGAAAUCUUGAUAAUCUCCUUAAAAAUGGCCCAUCCAACUAAAGAAGAAUUGAGGCAAGAAAUUUCACAAAUACUUGAAGGAGCUGAUUUGUCAGCAUUGUCAUCCAAGAAAGUGAGACUGAAACUUCAGGAUUUUUUCAAAGUAGACCUUUCUGAUAGGAAGAAAGAGAUUGAUCAGCUUUUGAUGGCUCUUAUAGCGGAUGGCCAAGCUACUUCAUCAGCUAAGGAGAAAGAAUCCAAGGAUGUCCCUCAAACCAGUGGAGAACACAGCAGAAAGAAAGGAGACACUCGUCACUCUGAUUCCUCCUCUGAUGAACUAAGAGAUGGAAGCCCACCUGUUAAGAGAAAGAAAAAGAAGAAGAAAGAAGGCUCAAAACCAGCUACCAAGACGAAAAAGAAGGAGAAGACUUAUAAAAAAGAAACAAAAUCAGGAAAGAAGAGGGAGGCACCCAAGAGCAAAGCUAAUGUGGAGGAUUCAGAUGAUGAACAGACAAUAAAUGAUGAGGAGUUGGCAUGGAAACUACAUCAGGAAGAGAGUAGAAGAUCAAGAACCAGAAACCAUACCACCAGGAGAAUAACUUCAGUCAAAUCCAAAUCAACUUCCAAGAAAGUAAAUGGGGCCUCUAAGGAUAAGGGUAAAAGAGGAUACAGUGCAGAUAUGAUAUUAUCUCCAGAACUUGCCAAAAUCAUUGGAACAGACAGGCUGUCAAGACAUGAAGUUGUAAAAAAGAUGUGGGCAAUUGUCAAAGAAAGAGAUCUUGUGGAUCCAAAGAAUAAGCAGUUUCACAUAUGUGAUGAUGAACUAUUCAAAGUAUUCCGUCGGAGAAGAAUUCGGACGUUCAGUAUGAUGAAAUACCUGAAAGGACACAUCAAAGACCCAAGGAAUCUUACCAUACCUGUAUAGCUUUUCAUCUUGCCUUUCUACCUUUAAAGGGAUAUGUCAGAACUGAUGAUGGAGCUAAAUGGUUUGCGGUAAAUCUCAACUCCUGAGAAAUGCCGAAAAGUAUAUGUGUUAGUGGUGAACAGUCCAAUUUUUCAUUUAAAAAAUCACUGUGAUGAUGCCACGUUUCAUUUUACUUUUAAAUAUAUUGUCUUUCUGUGGCACACUUUGAAUAGUUAAGAUUUUUUUUUCAGGCAAAAUGGGACCUUUAUGUUCACAUCUUUCUUUUUGUGGUGUCUCCCUGAAAUGAUCUGUGUCUAUUUUCUAGUUCAUAUGAAAGGUUGUAAUGUUAUCAAAUGUAGCUUGAACUGUUGAUAAAAAUGAAGUAAAAAGGGAGAAAAUAGGGGUCAAAUGUACACUACACUACACACUACAAAUCGGACGCAUCCGAGAACGAAUCAACAAUGGUACGCCGGGCUUCGCGAUCUGACCUGAGAGUUGGGAAUCGGUCGGUACUAAAGGGUUGUUUAUUUGAUGGAAUUGUGCUUUCUUAACAAGAACUACAGGGUUUGCAUAAGGACUAUUGCUUGGCUCUAUUAUCCCUUGAUCUAACAAUUGCCUUAAAGUGUCCUUCACUUCUUUGACACAAUGUGGGGGGAAUUCUACGAUAAUUGUGGAUCGGUAUAUGAGGUGUCAGUUGAUGAUUGUCUUGAAGGGGUGGCUAGUACUAGUAAAAUACACACGGAUAGUAGUUUGAUUCAACAUUUCGGUCCCGUACCAGAGAGGGGGUUUGGCGUUUAAAUCACCUGAAUUCUGAUACUCAUAAUUCUUGUUCUGUGAUUGUUUUCAUAACUCCCAACCCUGUGUCUGGAUAUGACCAGGGGCCCGUUGCAGAAAGAGUUGCAAUCAAUCGCAACUCUAAAAAUCAUGCGCAACUUGAUUUUCAACCAAUCAACAGCGCGCAUUUUGGACUUGCGAUUGAUUUUUUGGCUUGCGUUUAAACGCAACUCUUUCUGCAACGGGCCCCAGGUCUACCACAGUAGAAACAACCUCGACUUCAUAUAGAUAUAUCACUGACCAAAUAGAUCUAUCACCAGAAUCAGUAUAUCCUUUUACAUAGGAAAUUCUGUAUAUAUUUUGGGACUUUAAGAUUUGAAUGUAAUAUUGGUGACUAGCUGUCGGGUACAGCUAGCGUAUUUGGGUCUGACUCUGCGCAAUUGAGGAGUAGGACAAAAUUUUGAACACACAUACAUGUAACAUGGAUGGAUGAUGAUUAAAAAUUUAUAAUUGCCUUUUCUUUAUUUUUGUUACAUUUAUUUCUUAAAAUAGGAUGGAUACAAUCUUUUUAAUAAUACUAACUGGAUUUAUAAAGCGCUUUUUGCCAGAGGAUACAAAGCGCUGCUAUUAUUACCCCGGCGUUAGCUCGAGCUACCAUCACCGGCGCUCAAUGCAUGCAAGGAAUUACUCCUACCGGGUACCCAUUCACCUCACCUGGGUCGAGUGCAGCACAGUGUGGAUAAAUUUCUUGCUGAAGGAAAAUAUGCUAUGGCUACGAUUUGAACCCACGACCCUCUGUUUCAAAGGCGAGAGUCAGAACCACUAGACCACGACGCACCCAUGAUUUUAUUUUGAUUUUAUUAGAUAAAGAGGGCGUGUGGUGCAUUUUAAAGGACAGCCACACGCCAGACACCAGUGCAUUUAAAAAAUGGCACUGGUGAACAUGGACCCCCAUCUAACUUUUUGUUUGCAAGAAAAAUACAGAUUCUUGCUUUUAACCCUAAUAAGACUGGGAGGGGGGAGCUGAUUCAGCCCCCCUCAACAUUUUUGGCGAUAAAUUCACUGCGCAAAUUUUUUUUACUGCGUCGCUCACUUUUGAGACCAAAAUUGCGAUCCCCUGGUACGUGGCUAAGAAUUUACGCAACAUUUUGUAAGUGCAUGCAGACCCAAACUUGCUCAAAAACAUGAAUUUGUGUACAAAUUCAAUGCAAAUGGUGUUUUUAGCCAAAAUUCAUAAAUGCAUCAUUUUUAUUCCUUGUACUGAUUAAAAUCAAUUGAUUUGAUCUUGUUUAUGGUCAAGUCCCCAAUAAUUUCCAUUGAAAAAACAAUUUUAACAAAAGUUGAAAAACAGAGAAAUACAUAAGAAAUAUAGAAAACAAUAAAAUACAUAAGAAAAUAAAUGUGAUGUUGAAAUUUUCAAAGUACAUUUGAUAAGAUUCCUAUAAAGAGUCUGUAAACCAAAAAUUUGCAAUUUAGGGGCAUUAUUUAGUUAAUUUGAGCAAAAUUGAUUUUACACAUAAAUUAGCGUAAUUGAUAAGCAAUGAUUUUACACAUAAAUUAGCGUAAUUGAUAAGCAAUGAGAUUAUUAUAUUUUUCCAAUUCAGAAACAAAUUCUUGAUUGGCAUGUUUAUAAGCAUUACACAAACUUAAAUGACACCAAAUAUGUUUGCUUUCUGUAAAGAGAUACUCUACAUUAUAUCCUUCUUUUAUGAGAAGCAUGUAAGCCCAUUCCAUGGAUACUAGUUUUAAUUACAUGUUCCUCAUUUAAAUGCUGCAAAGAGAGCAAUUCCUCUAAAAUAAAUGAUUUUCUCUAACACUUUUAUAUUUAGGAGUAUCUUGAGUGAUUUCUGUAAAUCAAAAGACUAAAAUGAUUAUUAUUCUUAAACCAGAAGGUCCCAUUAACAAAUUUCUUUGGUAUGACUCAACUGGGAUCACACUCGCAACCUUCCUUUUAUGAAUAAUGAAAUAUCCCUUCCUUUUAUGAAUAAUGAAGUAUCCCUUCCAAUUGCUAUUUUCUUGCCAUGAAAAACAGAUGAAAGCUGCAAAUGGUUUUGUUUCAUUAUGUUAAUGUAAGAUUUUUUAAAGUGUAGAAGUUUGUUAAAUAAAGAGAAUUGUUAAGUCAUGAAAAAAGAAAGAAAUGUUUAAGGUGACUAAUGUAAUUAGACAUAUAAUGGUAAUGAUUAUGAUAAUGAUUAUGAU